AUGGACCCAAAGAAGAUCAAGACCAUUCAGAACUGGCAAUCCCUGUCCUGCCUGACAGACGUCCAAGCGUUUAUCGGAUUCAGCAACUUUUACCGACGCUUCGUGAAGGAUUUCUCAAAGAUCAUCGCCCUGAUGGUAGCCCUUACGAGAAAAGGGAUGCGUUUCGACUGGAACCCGGCCUGCCAGACUGCCUUUGACCGUCUGAAGCACGCUUUUACCACAGCGCCUGUCCUGGCCCCAUUCGAUUGGGAAAAAGAGAUCAUCAUAGAGACCGACACGUCUGAUUACGUGUCCGCCGGAGUGUUGUCCCAGUAUGGGGACAAUGGAAUCCUGAGGCCAGUAGCUUUCUUUUCGAAAAAAUACUUGAUGACGGAGUAUAAUUACGAAAUUUACGACAAGGAACUGCUGGCAAUUAUCCGCUGCUUCAAAAAAUGGAGACCCGAGCUGGAGGGGACAAGUUCCCCGAUUAAGGUUAUUACCGACUACCGGAACCUAGAGUAUUUCACAACGAUGAAGUUACUAAACCGCCGCCAAGCCAGAUGGUCCGAAUUCCUGUCCCAUUUUAACUUCAAGAUUGUCUACUGCCCCGGAAAGCAAGGAGCAAAGCCGGAUGUUCUGACCAAGAGGUCAGAGGACCUGCCUAAAGAAGGGGAUGAACGCCUGUUGCACCAGAGUCAGGUAGUGCUGAAAAGAGCCAACCUUGACGAUUUCUUACCUAUAGAUAGGAAACCGGAAGACCAGCCCGUCGAGUUGCCGCCAACUCCAGCACAGACUCCUGAGGUUCCUGAACCAGUGCCUGCUGCCCCAGAACCCGUGCUGGGACCAGCCCGCCCCGCCAACCAGCUCCGGGGACCUGGAGCUCCAGACCACCGACCACAGCCCGAUUUGGAACCACCACGGCCUGCACUGCCCGUCAAAAGAACUGCACCGCUGCUACCUCCCCAGAUCCAGGACCUUUUCAACCAAGGAUACGCCACAGACAAAGAACUACAGUCGAUUGUCCGAGCCCUAAAGAAGAAGGAGUCUUGCCACUGCAAGAUAUCACUGGCCGAGUGCGAACUGUCCGGAGAACACUUGUAUUACCGCGAAUACUUGUAUGUCCCUGCGAACGAAAGGCUGCACGCUGAGCUCUUAUGCCUGUACCAUGCUAGCCCUGUCGCCGGCCACAUGGGUCGAGCCCGUACAUACGAAAUACUGUCCCGAGAAUACUACUGGCCUGACUUCAUUACGCACCUGCCCGACAACUACGGCUAUAACGCGAUCCUGGUAGUCGUCGACCGCCUGACCACAAUGAAGCACUUCAUUCACUAUAAGGGAACCUACGAUUCUGAAGAAGUCGCCCGCCUAUAUGUUAAGUAUGUCUGGAAACUGCACAGCCUGCCCAGAACCAUUGUAUCCGACCGAGGACCCCAGUUCGUAUCCGAUUUCUGGAAGCACCUGACCAAACGCCUGGGAAUCACCGCACUGCUGUCGACCGCCUACCACCUCGAGACCGAUAGGCAGACCGAGAUCGCUAAUUCCUUCCUGGAACAGUACCUGCGGGGCCACAGCCUGAAAAUCACGCCCUUUUUUGCGAAUUAUGGAUAUCAUCCCCGUUUCGGAUUCGAACCUGCCCUACCCGGACGCCGCGUUGCCGCCAAGGAUGCCGAGGGGGUCGCCCUGAAGAUGGCCACUGUACACGAGUACCUGAAGUCUGAGAUCUGCAUCGCCCAAGCCCGCCACGAGGAGUAUGCCAACCGGAAACGCCGACCUGUUCGCAGAUUCUACGUCGGUCAGAAGGUCUGGCUAGACGCAAGGAACAUCAAGACUGCCCGCUCCCAAAAGAAGCUGGACUGGAAGAACCUGGGCCCGUAG
Messenger RNA from Anthostomella pinea, 1854 nucleotides. Lineage: Eukaryota; Fungi; Ascomycota; Sordariomycetes; Xylariales; Xylariaceae. The record is from the annotation of a GenBank genome assembly.